Messenger RNA from Rotaria sp. Silwood2, 558 nucleotides. The record is from the annotation of a GenBank genome assembly. Lineage: Eukaryota; Metazoa; Rotifera; Eurotatoria; Philodinida; Philodinidae.
AUGGUAUUUCUUACAUCUUUACUUCGUAAAUUACCAACACCUGAAUGGUUAUUAAAACGAACUAUUCCAGGUAAACGAACAGAUAAUAAAUGGUGGCGUUUAGAAACAUUUCGAUUUACAUUUGCAAGUGAUGGUCGUCGUCGACAAUGUUUUAAAGUAGCUUAUCCAUAUAUGAGAAAUCGUUGGCGUCUUGCAUCACGUAGUCGUCAAUUUAAACCAAUAUUUGAAGCUGAAUUACAAGAUACAAGAAUUGAUGCAGCUGCACGUGAACAUGGUUUACGUCAACAUACAUUAACAGCUAGUCUUAAACGACAAAAUAUUCAAUUAUCACCAGCUAUUAUUGCUGAUCUUGCUAUAUAUGAACCACGAACAUUUGAAUGUUUAAGUCUUAUUGCUAAACAACAUAUUCUAAAUACAAAUCUUGAUGUAUCCGAUCCUGAACAUGAAUAUGAUGAACAAGAUACAGAACGUGAUCCUGAAGAAGAACAAGUACCUAUUCAUGUUGGUCAGCAUAUAUUAAAUGCAUCUUUAUUUAAAGAUGUUUAUAAUCGUUUUUGA